Messenger RNA from Fusarium keratoplasticum, 669 nucleotides. RefSeq lists its product as uncharacterized. The record is from RefSeq and is a predicted model, not a curated record. The transcript is spliced from 2 exons. Lineage: Eukaryota; Fungi; Ascomycota; Sordariomycetes; Hypocreales; Nectriaceae. The coding region runs from base 1 to 669 and encodes 222 amino acids.
AUGGCUGCCAAACGCCAAAACGAUGCCGAGCCUGCAGCUCCAGAGGCCAAGAAGCCCAAGCACGGCUUCAGAGUCGGCCCUGAAAAUCUUCCCGAUGGUCCCUGGCGGCGAAAAGUCACCAAGGUCAAGAAGGAAUUGAUUCACAAAGCCAAGGUCAAGAAGGCCUACGCGAAAAUCAAGGCUCGUGAACAGCAGGCUGCUCAGGAAUCGGCCAAGAAGCCUGAGCCUGUCCCCAUUCAGGCCCCAGCGGAGGAUGUCGAGGGGGAUGCUGGCAAGCAGCCGGAGGACGAUGCCAACGCUGGCGAGGAGAAGAAGUCAGAGGAAGAAGGCGAGCAGAUGCACCCUACGCGACAUCUCAUGCUAGUAGAUGAGGCCAAAGCCCAGACCAACGCUAUCGGCGAGGAAACAAGUGAUGGCAAUAGACGACGCACGCGGCGGCCUGGAUAUUACGACAAGCAACUCCAGAAGGCAGAGGAGCGACGCAAAGAGGCCGAGGAGAGACAGCGGGAAUUUCAGCGCAGACGUGAAGAGCGGGAGCAAAAGAUUGCCCAGCGGGAGCGGUUCAAGAAGGCCAUGGCCAAGACGAGGGAUCGCGACGGCAAGAAGAAGCUUGGAAGGGAGAGCAGCAUCCUCCUCGACAAGGUCCGGAGAAUGGUUGCUGAGAAGUGA